Amphibalanus amphitrite is the source of this 3114-nucleotide messenger RNA. Its product is annotated as probable tubulin polyglutamylase ttll-15. The transcript is spliced from 12 exons. Gene Ontology annotation, biological process: protein modification process. Lineage: Eukaryota; Metazoa; Arthropoda; Thecostraca; Balanomorpha; Balanidae. Bases 134 to 1681 code for a protein of 515 amino acids. The record is from RefSeq and is a predicted model, not a curated record.
GCUGUCGGUGCUUUAGAAAUUUAAACUUCGACAAAUAUUGCGCUUCUCUUACAUUAAAUGACGCAGUUUUUUACUUUUGUGGGGAGGGGAGUGAAGCGAGUUAUUUGGAACUUGGAAGAGAAUUUUAAUAAUAAUGAAAGUCACAUCAUCUUCUAAGAGUAAACCUGGUCCGAACCAGGAAACUAAGGCAGCAACAAAAGUGCAGGACGAUGCCGACCGGCCGUGGAGCCGCUGGCCGCCGCUGCUGUACGGCUGCGUGUCAGUGCUGGUUGCCGUGUCGGCCGUCCUCGCGGCGCAGCUGUACCGACUACAGGAGCAGCAGGGCGGCCUGGGUGCCGCCGACCGGCCGCCGCGGGUCUGGGUCGCCGGGAACAAGGUGGACUCUGGAUAUCUGAAGCACGUUCUGAACGUAUUCGAACGUCUCGGUUACGAGCGUGGGUCGGAGGAGGACUUUGACGUGCUCUGGUCACACCCGUACCCAUUCCGCAUUUACAACGAUACGCUGCUCGCACGCAAGAGCCACCAGAAGGUGAAUCAUUUUCCCGGCUCGGGGUUCAUCACGUCCAAAGUGGAGCUGUCCACCAGCGGGAUAAAGCACAUACCGAUCGCCUUCAAAAUGCCCAAGGAGAAGGAACUGCUGCUCGACUAUGCCAAGAAGAAUCCUCAAACUCUGUUUGUGCAAAAGUCCAACAGCCACCGCGACAUUCAGAUCAAGAGCGUGGACGCGGCGGACCUGGACGCGAACAGCACCUUCUUCCAGGAGUACAUCGGCAACCCGCUGCUCGUGGAUGGCCACAAGUUCGACAUCGGCAUCUACACGGUGAUGACGUCACUGGACCCGCUGCGCGUCUACAUCUACUGGGGAGAUGUGCUGCUCAGGUUCUGUGCCGAAGAAUACCACCCGUUCGACGCCUCUGUGAUCAACAAGUACGUGGUAGGUGACGACUACCUGCCCAUCUGGAAGGUGCCCUCUCUCAGCCGCUACCACAACGAGCUGAAGUUGGGUCACAGGGAGUCUCUGAACGCCUUCCUGCGCUCCCAGGGCUCUAAGCCAGAGAAGAUCUGGUUGCAGAUCGAGGAGUCGAUCCGAUCGGUGUACCUGGUCAAGGAGCCAUCCAUGAUCCGCGCCUCGCGGAGGUUCGGAUCCACCCGGCAGUUCUUCGAGAUGGUGCGAUUCGACUUCGUGGUCGACGAUGAACUCAACGUCUACCUGAUGGAGGCCAAUAUGUCUCCAAACCUAUCAUCAGCGCACUUCCGUCAGAACGUGCCCCUGUACGAACAGGUGGUCUACAGCCUGCUGAGCCUGGUCGGCCUGGCGCCGCGGAUCCGCCCCGGCCUCGCCCGCCAGGCACGAUCGCCCGGUCCGGUAUCCGACAUGCUCGCCACCGACAAGGAACUGGCUGUGUUUGGUCUCGAGUGCGGCUCGCCAACCUGCAUCGACUCGUGUGGAGGUGUGUGCCGCGUCUGCCUGCCCUGUCUGACGAUCCCGCAGAAGGCCUUCCUCAGACAGGCGGUAGACGAACACCUGAACCGGCACCUGACGCGGCGCAUCCUGCCGCCGCAAACGACCGUUGAGGAGGCACGCACAGGACUGGAGGGAUUGCAAAACCUGAGCUCGACCAAUCAACUGAUGCACCUCUGGUUCCGCGGCAAGUGCCUGUUGGAGAGAAGCUGGUGUUAGGCGCCCCUACCGGCCCACGGAAGAUACACAGGGUCAAUGUGAGGCCACCCCCACUGACACACGCUCACUGCUGGCUGUUGGCGGUCUCCCAUUUAGGUAUGGAUGGCUGGGGUUGAUGGUGGGAGUUUGCAUGAAACUACAUUCCUACGGGUGACCGAGGAGUAACACGGUGCAUAGAUCUGCAACGAAAUGAUUUUGAAUGCCGUCCUUACAUUUUGAUGCUUUUUAUGGUUGUGUGCCAAAUUUGUUGUUUGUUUUAAUAGUUUAUUGUUUUGUUGUUAGAAGUAUGUGGGAAAGAACAAGUGAGGCUAAGUGAAUUUCAGCACACCGAUAGCAUUCUUUCUAGUGUCUUUCGUAUCGUAGUGUUUCAUUGAACACCGGUAACCAGAGUACUCUCACAGAUCUGGUACACGCGCACAACGAAUCUGUCACGCAUUUUGCAUCUGUACACGACGUGCCCUUGCGCUGCGACUUGAGCCGAUUGCCAGGGUUAGACGGUAAUGCUCGCGGCCAGAAUCUCUCUCUCUGUUUCCUUGCGGGUCGCCAAGGCAUGGCGAGUUGGUGCUGUAUGAUCUGUUGUGAUUUGGAAGCGGCCGUCGACAAGUUAAGUGCUACACUUUUUUGUUCGUGUUAUCCGGAGGUAUGGAAUCGUCUCAAACUUGUUGCCAGUUGGUGAAUGGUGCUCGACUGUGCACAAAUAGUGGGGCUGACAGGACGAGCCGACUGCUGGUGACCGGUGACGCGUCACCAGUCGUGAUCCCAUGUUGUGAGCGGCACGGCUUUUUAGACCAAUUUUGGCUGGCUGCCGCUGAACCUUCCAUAAAUAAGCACAAACUUCUGCCGUUCGCUGGUGGUUCUUGACACGUACUGUUGAAUAUCUGAUCUCCAAAAUAAUUUCGCAACUUGUUGACUGUGCUCGUGUCUUUUUUUUCUAUGAGAAUUUGGUGUUUGGUCGUGCCGACUAAAUGGCCAGUUCUUGUUUUGAAUAUUUUUGCAAGUGUCACGAGACCAUGCGUACAGUUUAGUACCGUACAAAACUGUCGGGGAUGUGCAGUACCGUACAAAACUGUCGGGGAUGUGCAACAUCUUAAUCGGCAAAGACACCGCUGCGGGUCUAAAUUGCGGGAGAACCGCAACCGGGUGCAUGCAUGCGCGAACGGCGGUUGUUGUGAUAUUAUGCGGCGUUACCAUUUCGUGCGCACGAGUCUGUUACGCGGUGAUGCUGUUAGGUCGACUCCCAUGCUGGAAAGCCGUGUUGACGUACGAUCCAUUGUCUGAAAUGUUCCCCUUUUCUAUGAUACAUUCCGUCCAGGGUGCUGUUCUUGGCUCAGCUGUUCGUAUGUUCGUAUGUGCUCGGCACGCGUCCAUUCCGUCCAAUCAAAUGCGACUGGCUGUUUGACGUCACUAAUAAAUACUGUAUUGUUAUCACCCGA